Brenthis ino (lesser marbled fritillary) is the source of this 489-nucleotide messenger RNA. The record is from the annotation of a GenBank genome assembly. NCBI's taxonomy places the organism in Eukaryota, Metazoa, Arthropoda, Insecta, Lepidoptera, Nymphalidae.
AUGGAGCUUAAAUAUAUUGAGGAUAAACAAAAUGAUACACCUUAUUUCGAAAUGGUGUUUGCUUAUAAUUUUAUGAGCAUUAUAGUGUUGGCGCCAAAUUUUGUUGGUUUCGAUGGUUCAUUUUGUAUUGCAACAAACCACUUACGUCUUAAGCUAAAAAUACUCGCCCACAAAGUCAGUCUGGCUUUCAGAGAUGCAAAAUCUAGGGGUGAGAUAGAAAUUAAAUUAAAAGAAAGUAUUAAGGACCAUCAGGACGUAUUGGUGUUUUACAACGACAUCCAAGAAGUUUAUGGCGGAUGGUUAUUUGCAGCUUUUCUACUGACUUCUAUUACUAGUGAACAGUUAAGUCGGGACUUGUAUGGAGCUGCAUGGGAAGAAUGGCCUGAUCCAGUUCUGCGAAGACUUCUUAUGUUUAUGAUAACAAAAUCUCAGCAAACAUUUAUUCUAACUGGGAAUGGCCUAGUAUAUUUCAACAUGCAGCUUUUUAUA